Hydractinia symbiolongicarpus is the source of this 4429-nucleotide messenger RNA. Its product is annotated as von Willebrand factor A domain-containing protein 3A-like. Lineage: Eukaryota; Metazoa; Cnidaria; Hydrozoa; Anthoathecata; Hydractiniidae. The transcript is spliced from 39 exons. The coding region runs from base 154 to 3849 and encodes 1231 amino acids. The record is from RefSeq and is a predicted model, not a curated record.
ACAAUAAUAUUUUAUCUUACGGGAAAUGGAUAAGAAGCAGAAAGCAUGUGCUUCUCUUCAAUGGUUUAAAGUAAAGUUUUUAUUUUCAAAUUCUUUUAUUGCUGCAAUUUUAGAUUUAUAAUAAUAACAAAACAAAAAACAUGCUGAAUAAAAAUGGUUGCUCCUAGGACUAAUGUGAGUCGAAAGAAAGAUUGGUCACCUUCUGAUGUACAGGAUGCAAAAAAUUACUACAAUAAAACCUUAGCAAGCAAGUCAACUGUAAGGUAUGGUGAGAGUAACCAAGCAGGUUUGAAGUACAAACAAGCAUUGUUACCACAGUGGAGCAAAGAUUUUGUUAACAGCUUUCCACCCAAUGAUCUAACCGUUACAAAUGUUUCACAAAGCUAUCAUUUAAGUACUGUUCACGAUAUUGAGGUAGCGCGUUCUGAAGAUCUAACAUCAAAAGAAUGGUUAAAACAGCAUGGUCUCGAAGCACAAGAUAUCACUGUGGAAAAUAUUUUUAAACAUGGUUCUCCCUUACCAUCAUCAACAGGGUCUGUUGAAGACGAUGAGUAUUUUAAAUUUCAGCAACACACACUCCAAGAGUUUCAAUCUAAAAUUAAUCAUUUGAUUUGUACAAUUGAAGAACGCAUAAGGUGGCUACUUACAGACAGCCGCAAGGUGUUUGGAAAUAUAAAUGGUGAACGUACAUGUGUUUUGAUCGAUGCUUCAGAUAUUAAUCUUGCUUUUGGUAGACUUCCUGCACUACAAGAGUCAUUGAAGCUUUUAUUAAAGGAACAACUAUCUAAAAAAUGCAAAUUAAUAAUGGCUUCGUUUGGAACUGUUACAAAUUUCUCUUGGGAUAUUUUAAGAAGCACAAAUAAUUCUACUAUGAAUGAAGCUGAGCACUGGGUAGAGUUCAUGACACCAUCAGGCAGCUGCAAUGCAAUGCAUGCUAUAAAACGUGUCCUGAAACAGAAAGAUAUUGACAGUAUUGUGUUUAUACUUGGUAACAGUCCGGACCAAAACACUGAUGUUUUACUCGACUACACAGUGGAGUCACUCUCUGGUAGAAAUGUCUUGAUGCAUACUGUGGCAUAUAACUGUCAACUAAAAAACACUAAAAUGUUUUUAGAAGACUUAGCCAUGAAAACAAAUGGUCGAUAUCACUGCUACUCCUAUGAAGACGAGGAAGAGAUCAUGCAAGGUACAGAUUUAAUGUCGUUGUCACAUGAAAUCAAAAGAGCAAAGCAAAUUUUGUUGCAUUUGGAGGAUCUAAAGAAUGGCAAUUCUGUGGGAAGUAAAGCUAUUGCUUGUAUUGAAGAGCCUUCUCAUGCAUUGAUUGAAGCAGAUUAUCAUCAAAAACAGCAAGAAAAAUUAAACAAAAUUGAUGAAGAGUAUUACCACUUGAAACUUGAGAAACCAUCCAUUCCUAUCAGAACCUCAAAAGAAUGGCUAAAAUCAUUUGGACUAAAAGCAAAAGGGUUGACAUUGUAUCAAGUCAUGGCACCAAACGUAUACUCGUAUGUUUCAAGUUAUGUGUCUACAUUGAAUAAACAAAUUGAGUCGAGAAUCCAUCAUCAAAGUAUGAUUCAGAUGGAUUGGUAUGAUGGCAGUGUAAAAAAUGUUCACGUUGAUCCUGUCAUACUGUUCAACUAUCAACAUCAUCUACAGGCUGCGUUAAACUUAUAUCGUAAACGAUUAAAUUGGUUAAAUGAAGACAGCCGCAAGACGUUUGGAACUAUUGUCCAAAAGAAGAUUGUGAUUCUUGUCGAUAUGAGUAUUGAAGCUCAACUUGAAAUAGGAGAACUGUUAUUGUCAGUUAAACAUCUUCUGGAGCAGCAGUUAUCGAACAAAACACUGUUUAAUUUAGUAUGUCUUGGCGAACGUGUGCUAGCAUUUAAGUCAAUGAUGGUGGAACCGACACAUGAAAAUCUCACUGCAUGUUGGAAAUGGUUGUCAGAAAGAGAAUGUUCAGGAGCCAAGAAAAUUCUUCCUGGUUUGAGAUUUAUUUUGGAAAACGAAGAAGAGCGAAAACAGAGCAUAGAUGUGGAUGGAAUAUAUUUCAUAUCAACUGGAACUCCUGAGGAAAAUGAGGACGUGGUCAGUAGCUACAUCAGUGAAAGUUUUGUUGGCACAGAGAUGUCGUUCAACUGUAUCUAUUUCCAGCCAAUGAAAGCGAAUUUAUUUAGUUCAGAAAUGGAGCAUGCAUCGAAAUAUCUGAAAAAGCUAGCCCAUCAAAAUAAUGGUCGAUUUCAUUGGGUGGAUUCGAAAGUUGCCGUAGAAUCUGAUGAUAUUCGAUUAAUCGCUGAAGAAAUGAAUAAAGCCAGCAACUACCUAACCAAGUCACAAUUACUUCUUGACAAAAUGAAAAGUAAACAAGAUGAAAGAAACAAGGCAAAAGCGGACGAUAUGGCAAGCUUAGACGAAGCACCGCACCUAAAUAGAAAAAACUUGUCACGUUCAACUAUCAACAAGCCAAGAAUGGAAUUUUCAAGACCUAAGUCUGCUGUUGUUGCCUCGCUUACUAAGAAAAAGAAGUCAAAGCCAAGGCCAGUUAGUUCAAGAUUAACUUCAACUCCCUCUAUUGCUUGGAGACCAAAUUCUGUCCAAUCAGGUUCACUUAUACCAGCUGUUCCAACACCUGUCCCUGGUAAGAAGUUUAAAGAUAUCACUGAGCGGAUUGUCUAUGAAGAUGAAAAACCCGCCCAGCAAAUUUUCUACACUGAAGUUGGAAACAGUACAGGCUCAGUAUUUCGUUAUAAUCCCCGCCCAACGUGCCAGAAAAAGAAAGCGCCCAUUAUAACUCCCGUGGAAAUAAAAAUACCGGACCACGAAGAGCAGAUGUCGUCGAAAGACUGGAUCCAUAGAUAUGGGUUGACGAAGCAUAAACUCGAUUUAAACUUGAUUAUAUCAGCAACAGAUAGUUGUCGUUCAAGUGAAAAAGUGUCAACAAUUAAAAAAACUGUCCACGCAAGGUAUUGUGAUAUAUUCCCAAGCGUUGAACUCAAUGGUUCAGUGCAUCAUUUACAUCUACAAGUGAACGACUUGGUCGAGUUUGAAAAACGUGUCGAGAUUGUGUUGAAGAGAUGCACUAAGAGAUUAAAAUGGCUGCUUCAAGGUAGUAGAAGUGUAUUUGGUACGGUAAUCGAGUCUAAUGUUGUUUUAAUUCUGGACACAUCUGGCUCGAUGGUAUCUUACAUGAGUGACUUAAAGAAACAACUCGUGUCGUUAAUUUGGGAGCAGUUACAUAAGCAGAAUGUGAACUUCAACUUGGUGCAGUAUUCGUCCAAUGUUUUGAUGUGGCAGGACACACUUGUUGAAGCAACCAAAGAAAAUUGUGAACAAGCUAUUGAUUGGUUGCAACGACUCCAAAGUUAUGGUGAAACAGCCACUCUAGAAGCACUGCAGACUGCAUUCCACGCACAUAAAGAUGCGCAAGCGUUUUAUCUACUCACGGAUGGAAGACCGGACAGUAGUACGACGAUGGUGUUAAGAGAAGCAGCUAAUUUGAACAUGGAUCGACGUAUAAAAAUCCACACUAUUUCAUUCAACUGUGACGAUAGUUCAGCAAAUACCUUUCUCCAAAUGUUAUCUGCGCAAUCCAAAGGGAGAUAUCAUCGUUUUGUUAGUAAUAUCUUGGACGCUGAUUGCAUCCAAGAUAUCAUAGCUGAAGAUACUGCACAGACGAAAAACGCAGCGCUUUUCGAAGGUGAUGAUUUGAAACUUAUACUGAAAGAGAUCAAUAUGGCGAGAAAGUUUCUUCUCCAGUCUCUUUCGUAUCGAUUACUUCUGGAAAAACAUAGCAAGAAAUCUGAUCACUUCAUUUCAAAUGAUGUUCGUGUAGCUGUUGCAGGAGAGGAGAAAUGAACGAUAACGCGAUUAUUUCAGAUAUUGGAAACUGGCAGGAAAUGGAAAUGUCGUUAUUUAGACCUUUCGAAGUAUUAACGCUAAAACAAAAACUAACUAACUUUUCUUAUUAAAAAACCCGGGUGCUUUUGAGAAAUAUUUUUGUUUAAAUGAUGUAUGUAUUUAUAUGUAUUUUUUAUUUAAAUAUUUCUCUCUACUUAAGUUAAUCACUUCGGCAUGCAGUCUCGCGUGUGUUAAUGUGAAAUUAUAAAGGAGGGUACAAUAUAAUUGUAGUCCUUUUGUUGCCGCUGGUUUUUUGUUUGAAGAUUUUGACAUUUCAACUCAAUAAUAUUUAUAGUCUUAUCCGAAACUACACAGAACAAAAUCCAAACAAAUCAUUUUGGCUACUUCAUGAUUGGUACAAAUGCCUUAAAUAUACGAACUGAUCGUUGUAUUGGUCUAUUAGCUUUGUUUUCUUGCAAAACAUUUUUGAGUGUGUAUAUAUGAUAAAAUAUUGAAGUUUAGUAAUAUAUUUUGGUACUGUAAUUUUUUUUAACACUGUACAUUGUUCUGAUGGAAAUAAACUGUAUGUAUGCUCAAG